CGGCUCACGUCUCACUCUCACAGUGAGUCUCACUCUCUCACCCAGUAGUCCCUCAGCUGAUUGUGAAAGGAUCGGUAGUUGCUCAGCUCGUCCGCGAAUCUACAGCACACUUUCCUCCGAGCACGACACUUGAAGGGGCGUGGGAGCAUGACACUGUUUAGGAACACCGUGUGGUUCCUGAAGGGGCUGAAGGAGUACACGAGCUCUGGAUAUGCCCGGGCCAGCAGGAGUUUUGUGGAGGGGGACCUGCAGGUGGAUUGUGCUGGCCACCACUACAUGAUUACUGGGGCCAACAGUGGCAUUGGGAAAUGCAUUGCCCUGGAGGUGGCCAAGCGGGGCGGCACAGUGCACCUGGUGUGUCGGAAUCCCACCACAGCAGAGCAGGCCAGGAAGGAGAUCAGUGAGGCUGCCAGCAAUGAGAAUAUCUUUGUACACAUCCUGGACUUGUCAGACUCCAAGGGCGUGCACUCCUUCGCGGCAAAGUUCUGCAGCACCAACGAGGCGCUGCAUGGCCUGGUGAACAACGCCGGCUGCAUGGUCAACACUCGGGAGGUGAACGAGGCAGGGCUGGAGAAAAACUUUGUCACCAACACACUGGGCACCUACAUCCUCACCACUCGCCUCCUGCCCCUCCUGGCCAAGACAGAGAAGUCAAGGGUGGUGACGGUGAGCUCAGGAGGAAUGUUGGUGCAGAAGCUGGAUGUGGCUGACUUGCAGUUUGAGAAGAUGAGUCCCUUUGACGGCACCAUGGCAUACGCACAGAACAAGAGGCAGCAGGUGGUGAUGACGGAGCAGUGGGCCGCCCAGCACCCUGAGGUUCACUUCUCGGUGAUGCACCCUGGCUGGGCAGACACUCCUGCCGUGCGCACCUCCAUGCCUGAAUUUCAUGCCAAGAUGAAGGACCGCCUGAGGACACCAGAGCAAGGUGCAGACACAGCAGUGUGGCUGACCCUCUCAUCAGCCGCCCUGCAACAACCUUCAGGACUCUUCUUCCAGGAUCGCCAGGCUGUGGCCACCCACCUGCCGCUAGCCUGCACCCGGUCAGAUGCCAAGGAUGGGCAGCAGCUGAUGGCCACUCUUGAGGAGCUGGCCCAGAAGCACCAAGCCUGAGCCUAAGCCAGCUGCUUCCAUCUUACAGUUCCUACCAAUCGACUCUUUCACUGCUCACAUCAUCCUUUGCUAAUACUCUGAGCACUAAAAAGAAUGCCUGCAUGACACACAAAAAGUGAAAAUAUGAACUUGAUUUUCUUUUGUAGACUAUAAGUGUUAUCUGAAGACAUUACAGUACAAAGGAAAUGUUUGUAAAGCUGUUGGUAGUUAUAAAAGAAAUUGUCAUGCAGUGGAAGGGUUGACCAGCCAGUGAAGGAAGCAGCACAAAAGUUCUUAGACAAUUUUUAUCCAGUAUAAAUCCAAUAUAAUUGCUAAUACUCUGAGCACUAAAAAGAAUGCCUGCAUGACACACAAAAAGUGAAAAUAUGAACUUGAUUUUCUUUUGUAGACUAUAAGUGUUAUCUGAAGACAUUACAGUACAAAGGAAAUGUUUGUAAAGCUGUUGGUAGUUAUAAAAGAAAUUGUCAUGCAGUGGAAGGGUUAACCAGCCAGUGAAGGAAGCAGCACAAAAGUUCUUAGACAAUUUUUAUCCAGUAUAAUUGUUUCAGUAAUGCCUCGCCAUGUUGCUAUCACCACGGCGAGGUGAGUACUGCUGGGGUGUUGAUCGUGUGUUCCGUGAUGCAUUCAAGCUGGGUGCUGGUUUUAUUUAAGCAGCUUUAAUUGGUUAGUAAUUAUUUGUGUCGUGUUUUGGGACCACUGGUGUAUAGGAAGUGUUCUACUUCAUGAUAGAUGCUUUACAUUUGCACGUAUGCACACACACACACCCCUUACUUUUUCUGUGAAGUUUACUGGUGUCUUAUUUAACAUUGGCUCUAGUGUUUCAUAUAAUCUGUGUACGUUAAGAUAAUCUUCAAAGAAUUACAAACUUUCAUGAUUUGACUACAAUGUUUUUGCAUUUCUAAGGAUCCUUAGCAGCCCUGACACUGGUUCAGUCUCUUAUCUAGAAACUUUGGGAUCAGAUAUUUUACAGAUUUCAUCUUUUUUUAGAUUUUUAAUGGAAGAUUUUCAGUGUAGAUUUUCAACUUUUUUAUUUAAUAUUUUUAUUAGAUGUUUCUAGAUGAAACAUCAGAAAGAGUGGAUGGGUCAGUGUUAGAGUGUCCAGUGUGUGGCCACAGUAGCAAGCAAGUUUGCACUUGAUCCAGGCCAUCACUCGAUGCUCUCUUGUCACCCUCCUGGUGGGGCUGCACAGUCUGAGGUGGCCUGUCUCAGGGAUUCUGGACUCCUCAGAAUAGAUAAAACAUAAACUUACUCAAACUAAGCCAAGCAUAUGAUACUAUGCUUAUAUAUGUUUUGCCUUGCUGUGGCCUCAUCAUUUCAUCACAUUGUAAUGGAUCUUGCAAACUUAACAUUGAAGAAAAGAAAGUGAUGGCAUUUGUUCAAGAGAGGCUCGGUGAUUGUGAGACUAGAGGGAAGACAGGAAGAUCAGAGGUGCAGCUUACUGGCCUCUGUUUACCAACCUUCAUCAACUUCCACCAUCCACUGUUUCCCUUCACAUGUACAGUGACAGUGACGUGUGUGUGACCUGCUAGAGUUUGCAGUCACAAAGGUCGCUGGCGUCUGCUGCUGAGAUUCUCAAGAAUCUUGAGCUUAUCCAGUUCUCAAGAAUACUGUAUAUAUCUGUCAUGGACCUCAGUAGCACUUCCUCCAGGCUCUGAGUGAGUAUGAGCUCUUCUUGAUUGAGUCUUUAUAUAACCUUACUUUACAAGAAAUCAUUACAAGCAGACAGCAAAUCAAAUGGCUCUUCAUUAUUAAGCUCCAGAAAUGACACCUGUAAAUUCUGUUUUCUGUAUAUGGAGUUUGUCAUAGCGAUAGUUGACAUUGUAAGGGAUGGUGCUGGCAUGUGGAUCCUUUUCCCAUGUGUCCAAGGCUUGCUCCCCUUCAGUGGUUAAAGUCUUGCCAGUUCCUGUCUGUCCUUAUCCAAAUAUCGUAUAGUUGAACUCAUGAACAUAUUCGUGGAGUUCUUUGCUUUGUUAAUGUUGAUCUGUUUAGCAUUGUGACCAAGGACAUGAUCAAAGGUGAAGGUCUUGGCAAGCUUCUUAAUUGCUCAUUCCUUGACCACCACCUCCAUCCUGUUCUGUACUGUCAUGAUAUUGUGUGACUUGCCAGCUUUCUCUUGAGGACUUUGAUGUUGUAGCUUAUUCCUCCUUCUGACAGGGACUGGGCUGCUCAUUGUGGUUCCUGGUGUGAUGGAAUGCACACCACACAAAGCACACAGAUUUCAUUCAGGGAAGCCCUAAAGCACAUAAACACUUGAGGUGGGUCUCCUAUUACUACUUCCCUCUGCAGCCAUGGCGUGCAUGGCAAAGGAUGCACUAGCACCAAGAACAGCUGCCACUGCCAAGAGAAAGAAAGGCUCUGGGCUAAAAAGGAAGACAUGUAAAAACAGUAUGUUGAUAGGAUGUGUGCCUUCUAAAAAUUGAGAUACUGCAUCCUCUUUCUCUUGGUCAGAAGAGGUUUCUGAGCUGCAAGGCAACAGGAUUGCAGCCUUCACCACCUGUGUGAUGGCUGUCUCUGUUCUUUCUGUCUUCCCUCCAGUCUGACAAUGACUGAGCCUCUCUCAAACAAAUACCAUCACAACACUCCUUUCUUUGUUGUCUUGCUCACCAGGACCCAUUGUAUUGUGAAGGGAUCUAAAUGUCAGUGAUGAAAUGAGAAUGUGCAGGAGAGCACAGGAGAGACAUCUUUGACUGUGCCUGACGGUUACUGUCAGUCACUCGAAAACUGAGCAUAGCAUGUUCAAGGCACGCAAGAUGCCAUAUGUGAUAACUCACCACUUUUUAACACCUGCCAUGGAAGUGAGCUGAAAGUUUAAUCUUCAUUAAAUGUUAUGGAACCAUCUUACCAUUUUGUGGAAUUUUCCAUCUGAUCAGAGACGCAUCAUGUCAUUCAACAAACUUUUGUAUCAUGUAAUUUCAGAUAUUGGAUUCUCAACCAGUGUUGAAAUUCAUUUUAAUACAAGUAAACUUUACAGAAAAGUAUGAGUGUUCUCUUACUAUUAGAUAACAAAUUCUAACUCAGGUAUUUACUACUACACAAAUUAAUAUAAAUGCAAAAUAUAAAUGAAUUAGAUAUGAUACUAUUUUAGAAUACUGUGUUUAGAUAUUUUUGCAGACCUACCAUCACCUGAAGCAUUGUUUUCAUUUCAGUGUGAUGUAUUUUAGAGUAAUGUUACUUGUGUAAUUGUUCUCAGUGUGCCUUGAAUCUUGCUGCCUGAAGGUGGUUCUUAUAAAGUAUCAAACAUUUAUGACAAGAAACAGUUAACAAAUAAUAUGAGGCAUCUCUUGCAUCAUAUCAGGAAAGUGUAAGUUUAUUUGUUCUUGUGACAUUUUAGGCUUCAUCCAAACUUAAGUGAGUAAUUUGCAAUGUACUAUUUUUUUCCCUUGAGUCUGCAGAAAAAGAUGAAAUGGAGCUUAAAGUUAUAUCAUUAUUUUGUCACAGUGCUACAAAAUAUAUACUUGUAUUUCCAAAUGAUUUAUGUACUUGUCAGUUUUCUAUAUGACUGUUGCACGUUACUAUCAGUGUCUUGUUGAAACACUUGGUGGUCAUCCUGUCAGUGGUUAGGUCAUGUGGUAGGAGGAAAUGGUGUUGGUGUUUGCUGCAGAGGAAAUGUGCAAUGAUCAUUAAGCUCAGUACACUCACAGGAAAGAAUAGACACAUCCCCAUCUUGUAUAUUCUGCACAAGAAUGAUUUUGUAUCAGCUGUAGUUUAGGUUUCCAUUAUUUGAAUACAAUCUUUGUAUGUACUGUACCUGUAUCCCAUAAACCAACAUUUAUAA
Molecule: messenger RNA, 4885 nt
Organism: Portunus trituberculatus (swimming crab)
Lineage: Eukaryota; Metazoa; Arthropoda; Malacostraca; Decapoda; Portunidae
Product: dehydrogenase/reductase SDR family member 12-like
Exons: 9
Coding region: 148-1110 (320 amino acids)
Source: RefSeq, a predicted model, not a curated record